Hydractinia symbiolongicarpus is the source of this 1370-nucleotide messenger RNA. Its product is annotated as nucleoside diphosphate kinase 7-like. The transcript is spliced from 13 exons. Lineage: Eukaryota; Metazoa; Cnidaria; Hydrozoa; Anthoathecata; Hydractiniidae. Gene Ontology annotation, molecular function: ATP binding; nucleoside diphosphate kinase activity. The coding region runs from base 146 to 1273 and encodes 375 amino acids. The record is from RefSeq and is a predicted model, not a curated record. Gene Ontology annotation, biological process: GTP biosynthetic process; UTP biosynthetic process; CTP biosynthetic process. Gene Ontology annotation, cellular component: centrosome.
CUUGCGUUUUCUCCAUUUUAUCCCGGCUGACGUAUGCUAAGUCAAAAAGAAAAAGAUCAAAACAACAAAACAUGUUUUAGACGAUCUGCUUUGCUUGGCAACAAAAUAAACAGCAUUUUAUUUAAAAGAGAAAGUACGGUUCGUAAUGGCCAGUCCAGAUGAUCGUUAUGCAUUUAUUGCAGAAUGGUAUGAUGCUCACGCUGCUCUGGUCCGGAGGUAUCAAUUUCUAUUCUAUGCCAAAGAUGCAACAAUUGAAAUGUUUGAUAUAAAGAACAGACGUUUAUUUUUAAAACGCUCACGGUUCGAAGAACUUUCAAUGAAAGAUUUGUACAUUGGUGCCAUUAUCAAUAUCCAUGCCAGACAGCUUAAAAUAACUGACUAUGCCGACCAAUUUACAAGAAAUAAACUUGAGAGGACAACAUCGAAGACUUAUGCUAUGAUUAAACCAGAUGCAGUGGGCCGUGCUGGUGAAAUAUUGAACAGAAUACAUGAAGAAAAUUUUAUUGUUUGUCAAGCAAAAAAAAUGUCAUUAACUAGAUCAGAAGCCACAAAAUUCUAUGUUGAACACGAUGGAAAGCCAUUUUUUGAAAAACUGCUUGAUUUUAUGACCAGUGGCCCAGUGAUUGCGAUUGAGUUGAUGGGUGUGAACUGUGUAAAAAGGUGGCGAGAUCUUCUAGGUCCCACGAAUACUGCAAAAGCCAAAGAAGAUGCGCCCUAUUCUAUACGGGCGGUAUAUGGAACAGAUGCCACUAAAAACGCAUGCCAUGGUUCCGAUUCUGAUGAAUCAGCAAGAAGGGAAAUUGAAUUCUUUUUUGGACCAGCGUCGCCUCGUGUAUCAGCGACAUUUAACAACUGUACGUUAUGCAUCAUAAAACCUCACGCAGUUGCUGGUGGCUUAGCAGGGAACAUUAUUACAGCUAUUUACAAAGCCGGCUUUCAAGUAUCCACACUUCAGAUGUUUAGAUUGGAGAAAGCAAAUGCGGAGGAGUUUUAUGAAAUUUAUAAAGGAGUUGUAAACGAGUACAUGCCAAUGGUGGACGAAUUAUGUAACGGUGCUUGUAUCGCCAUGGAAAUUACGAAAGACAAGAAUGUUGCAACGAACUUUCGUGAAUUAGUCGGUCCUUCCGACCCGGAAAUAGCUCGGCAUUUAAGAAGUCAGACGCUGAGAGCACGGUUUGGAAUUGAUAAAAUAAAAAAUGCUGUUCAUUGUACAGAUUUACCUGACGAUGCCUUACUUGAGGUCGAAUACUUUUUCCGAAUUUUGAACUCAUAGGCUAUUUGACAUCAGAACGUUGUAUAGUUGUUAAAAUUAUUUUAUUUCUUGUAAUAUAUAUUAAUUAUUUUUUGUGAUACAGAGCUGAUUGACUUCA